Menidia menidia (Atlantic silverside) is the source of this 5595-nucleotide messenger RNA. The record is from the annotation of a GenBank genome assembly. NCBI's taxonomy places the organism in Eukaryota, Metazoa, Chordata, Actinopteri, Atheriniformes, Atherinopsidae.
AAGCGCGCCGGGGCUGAAUAAAGUGCCCAUGUCCCUUCUCCAUGUCUUUGCUCGCCUCUCCGUCAGCUGUUAUGACUUGUUCCGUCAGCAGAUUGUCAUCCUUUCACCUUUCCGGUAAAGCUAACUUUUGUUCUGCCGGGCUGCGGGAGGCUGUCCUGUGUUGAGAGCCCCGGGGACCUGUUGAUCGUCUGCUGGCGCUGCAACGGAGGAGCCAAACAGAGAAGCAUGACAUCACAAAGAACUGAGACCUCUCAAAGAACAUAAGCGGCUGGAACAUUUUGACAAGCGGCGAUGGAGAUCAUGGAUACCCAGUGUGCCUUGGAUGCUGUGGAGAGACUGCAAGCCAAACUGAAGGAGAGGGGGGAGGCCCCCACUCAGGAGAAACUGACCCUGCUGAAGACUGUCCUGCAGAGCCCCCUGUUCCUCCACAUCCUCAGCUUGCAGCAGGCUCAGCGGAAGCGCCCGCCAAAGGAGAAGGGCAUCUCCAAGUCUGUGUCCAUGAACUAUGGCCCGUGCCAGGGUUUGAUCCUCGGCUCGAAGAUGCUAAGCCACAGCGACUCGUACACGUGGGCCGUGGAAAACCGAAGGCCCAGCUCCUCCAGAUCCUUCCAGAGGGAGGGCAGCUUUUCCUCUCUGGGUUCACAAGACCUGUCCCUCAUAGACCUCUACUCAGACAAUGCCAUUCAGACUGAAUUUCAGUACUGCACCCCACCGAGGAUCUCCCGCACCAUGUCAAUGGGGAGAAACCUUUCUGCCAUUGCACACGAGAGGCGUCACGUGGAGAUAAUAGAGCUGACAAAUGAUGGAAAAGGACUUGGUUUUGGCAUCAUAGGCGGACGGAGCACAGGUGUCAUGGUUAAGACCAUUCUCCCCGGAGGAGCGGCGGGAAGGGAUAAUCGCCUACGUAGUGGAGAUCAGAUACUACGCAUUGGAGAUACAGAACUGGCCGGAAUGAACAGCGAGCAAGUGGCACAGUUAUCAGAGCAGAACGAUGUACCUGACUUAUCAGAGAGGUGCCAGGCGGCGGCUGCAGUGUCUGCGCUGAGUGUGCUGCGAAAUGCUGGAAACAAGGUGAAACUGCUCAUCGCCAGGGAUGUUACCAAGGACAACCAUCUUUCUUCUCCUCUUCUCAGCCAGGACAGCUUGGACGACAAGCUCGGCGAGUCCGGCGAUGACUACGAGUUCAGCGUGGAGUUCACUAAGAACAGCCGAGGCCUGGGAUUUACCAUCUCCAGCUAUGUCGGAGACCUAAACUCCAUCUACAGUGCAGGUGUGAUGGUAAAAGGCAUUGUUAAAGGCAGUACUGUUGAUCAAGAUGGACGGAUGCAGAUUGGGGACGUCAUCCUCUCUGUGGACGGGGUGAGCCUCCAGGGCUGUAGCGAGCAACGGGCAAUGGAGGUGCUCAGGAGGACGGGUCCCGUGGUCCGACUGAGGCUGCUGAGAAGAGCGGUGUGUCUGAGUCACGUCCUGCCUCCAGCUGCUCCUCUGAAGCCUCUCCGGCACUCUCACAGCUUCCAGGCUGGCAAACCCUACAAAGCUGGCCUCAACAAGAUUCAAGAGACAGGAAUUUGCUCUCUGCGGGAGAUCUCCCGGCGAGCCGCGUACGCCAGCAGACGACCCCGACACGAUUCCAGAGACGGCGUAAAACUGACUGCGGAUGAAGAGGAGGACCUGAGGAAGAGGUGGCAGCAGGCAGUCGGGCCCCGAUAUGAAAUCACUGUGUGUCAGCUGGAGCGGUUCAGUGAGACGAGUGGUCUGGGAAUCAGUCUGGAGGCUCGGGCAGGACAUCACUAUCUGUGUUCCAUCUUACCCGAGGGCCCCGUGGGCCAGAGUGGCAAGAUCUUCAUUGGGGAUCAGAUACUGGAGGUGAAUGGGAUCCCUCUCAUUGGACUGACACACAAGGAGGUGGUCAGCGUUCUGAAGGAGCUCCCGGUGCAUGUAUACCUCACAUGCUCGCGCGUUUUCCCCCCGUCAGUUCUUGACAGCGAAGAGGAAGAUGAUGAGGAUGAGGAUGUUCGUCUCAGCUUGAAAGAGCUGCUGGCCGAAUUCAAUGACAAGCUGGACCAGGGUUGUGUCAUUCCCUGUCCCACAGCUGAGGACAUUACCAAGCGUGGCGUGCCCCCCAUGUCACCUCCGUUGGCCAUGUGGGAGAAAGAAGCUCAAGUGGUGGAGCUGGAGAAGGGGGACUCAGGACUGGGCUUCAGUAUUCUCGACUACCAGGAUCCAGAGGAUGCCACUAAAACAGUUCUGAUAAUCCGGUCCUUGGUGCCCGGAGGAGUCGCUGAUCAAGACGGCCGCCUGCUGCCUGGUGACCGGUUGAUGUUUGUUAAUGAAACCGAUCUGGAGGGCUCCAGUCUGGACUAUGCCGUGCAUGUCCUAAAAUCUACUGGCUACGGCUCUGUCCGCAUUGGUGUGGCCAAACCUCUUCCACUGGAGCUGUGCGGCGGCUUGACGCCCAUCUCAGAGAGGAGCACAAGGGCCUCGUGCGAUGACACCGAAAGCCACACUCAGGUCAGCCUGCUAGCCGAGGCAGCCGAGGCUAGCUUCAGCACGACUUGGAACUCAGAGGAAAGCAGCGUCACCCAGCCGAGCUACACGGAGGAGCAGCUGCUUUGCCGGUUUGGCAUCAUGGAAGAUGACCACAGCCAGCAAGCCCCACCCUUGCCCCCCCGCACAAGUUUUGAGAGGACAAUCACUGUAGUCCGGGGCAGCCGUAGCCUUGGCAUGUCGGUGAGCGCGAUCAAGGACGGCUCAGGCAUACUGGUGCGCAGUGUGGUCCAGGGGGGCUCUGUUUGCCAUGAUGGCAGGCUAGGUGUGGGGGAUGCCAUCUUGGCCAUCAAUGGAGAGCCUACCUCCAACCUGACCAGUGCCCAGGCCAGAGCCAUGCUCCGCCGACACUCUGUUACAGGGCCAGAAAUAAGUGUAACCUAUGUACCAGCAUCUCAGGUGGACGCGCACCGGGCUCGUCUGGGUUUGCCCCCACUGGCCUCCGUCGCCUCCUCCUCACCCACGUUGCCACCUCUUUCUCCUGAGCCCGCGGCGGCCUCGGCCGCGCCCCGCGAUCCCCCGGCCUCAUCUUCACUCAGACCCUCCACUUCCCUGAGAUUCAAGGCCCCCACCCCGGAUCCGCCCGCCCCCAGGGCGGCUGCUCCGCUCAAGGCCGCGUUCAAAGGCCAGGCCACGGUCCCGACCAUCUCCCCGGCCUCAGACUCAAGCUGGCUGAUUCCAAAACCUUUACCUCAGACGAAUGCGCAAGAGGAAAAAUUCAUAGAUCUUGUACCUGACAACAGGAACAAACUAAGGGCAGAUGUAAAGGCACCCAAGCCGGAAGUCCAGAUAAAGGUGUACAGUACAGACGAGAGAGACGGAGGGCUUCACGCUCAGGCUGCAGUGUCUUGGGAUCAACCUAAACGCAUAAUGGGAGGCAGAGGCAUGGGCCGGAGACUGAGCAGUGGAGAGAUGAUGAGGGGUGUCUUCAUUAAGCACAUCAGUCCCGACAGCCCGGCAGCGCAUAAUGGCACCCUCAGGACUGGAGACCGGAUACUAGAGGUGAGUGGUGUGGACCUAACAGAUGCCAGCCAUGAGCAGGCAGUGGAGGCCAUCCGCAGGGCUGGAGACACCGUGGUCUUCCUGGUCCAGUCCGCACAGCCCAGGUCUCAGUCUCCUCCCAUCAUCAAUCACGAAAGACUGAGUCCAGCGCCAGCCUCCAACUCACACAACCACAAGGAACCAGAGACUCUCAGCAGUCUUUUCCUUAGUCUGUCCCCAGCAAACCCCUUCACUCCCACGCCCUUUAAGGUUGAAAAGAUGCUUCAGCGCUACGGCAGUCUUUCAGGAAAGCUCCACAUGAUUGAGCUGGAGAAGGACCCCGCCACUCCCGGUCUGGGGAUCAGCCUCGCGCACAGCGAUGACGCCUCCAGGGCCCGUAUGAGCGUCUGCAUCGCGGGCAUUGACCCCAAAGGGCCCGCGGGUUUGGAUGGGAGGAUACAGGUUGGGGAUGAGCUGUUGGAGAUCAACGGUCAGAUCUUGUACGGCCGGAGCCCCGGAAAUGCCUCCACCAUUAUCAACAACACCCCAUCUAAAGUCAAAAUUGUCCUAAUCAGAAAUAAGGCAGAUCAAGUGGAUAGGGGAAUAAAAAAGCAAUGUGAGGACACAGUGGACCAGCAGCCAGACCCUGCCGAGGAUGGAGGAUUACCCGGAGACAUAGAGCACAUCAUCCUUAAUCAGGACCAUGCAGGCCUGGGCCUUUGCCUCGUUGAGGACAAAGAAGGAGUGGUGGUCCGGUCAUUGAUCCCGCACGGCACUGCUAGUAAGAAUCGUGUGUCCAGUUUGAUUCUCAAGCACCGGGUCACUGUCAAGCUCUCCGUCAGCCGUUCCAGGACUCUCUCCCUCCCUUCUCCUCUGCCUCUCCCUUCCCCGCUUCCCCAUCCGUGCUCUCUUCCCGCUCCCGCUGUUCCCUCACUCCCGCCUCCCGUGCCGUCGCCCUCCUCCUCCUCCUCGUCUCUCAGCGCCGCGCAGACCUCUUCGGCCGAGCGCUCUCAUUGGCUGGGCGCCACUCCUGUGACUUCUGACCCCCUGAGCAGUCCAGUGGCUGCUGGAAGAGAAACCACUGUGGAGUUUUGCAAAGAAAACUUGGGCCUGGGCCUCAGCAUUGUCGGUGGAUGUGACACCCUACUGGGGGCAGUAAUAAUCCAUGAAGUGAAUGAUGGAGGAGCAGCUCAGAGAGACGGAAGACUGCAGGCUGGAGACCAGAUAUUAGAGGUAAAUGGUAUAGACCUGCGGCAGGCCACGCACGACGAGGCCAUCGCUGUGCUGCGACUCACCACCCAGCGCGUCCGGCUGAGCAUCUUCAGGCACCAGGAAGCCUACAGGGAGGAGGACCUGUGGGAUGUCUUCACUCUGGAGCUCAGGCCCCGUCCUGGAGAGGGACUGGGGUUCGGCACCGUGGGGAAGAGUAAUGACACGGGCAUCUUUGUGUCGGACAUCAUCCGAGGAGGCGUCGCAGAUUCAGAUGGCAGGUUAUUGCUCGGCGACCAGAUUCUGUCAAUCAACGGGGAGGAUGUCCGUGCGGCCUCACAGGAGCACACGCAGCGGCUUCUACAGAGCUGCAGUGGAGCAGUCCACCUGGAAGUAGCUCGUUUCAAAGCUGGUGUGCAGUAUUCACAGCGGAAUCAGCACCUCAAGGCCCUGACAUCAGAAAAGGUCUGUGUGACUCCAUGGGCAUCACUGUUGCUGGAGGAGUGGGCGGUCCCCAUGGCAACGCACCUCUUUUUAUUGCUGCCAUGGAUACCAAUGGACCGGCUGCCAAAACACGUCAAUUACAGUCCUCGCUCGUAUAAGACUGUGGCUCUGGAGAGAGGCCCGGCAGGCUUAGGCUUCAGUAUUGUGGGUGGGUUUGGUAGCCCUCACGGAAACCUGCCGAUCUACAUCAAAACUAUUUUCGCCAAGGGGGCGGCCGUAGAGGACGGCAGACUAAAACGCGGCGAUCAGAUCAUUGCCGUUAACGGGCACUGCCUGGAGGGAGUGACCCACGCCGAAGCUGUGGACAUCCUGAAAAAGACCAAAGGAACUGUGGUUCUCACCGUGGUCUCCUGA